AUGCCACGCCUCUCCAGCUGGGCAGCGCUCCCCCUCUUGCUCGCGACGGCCCCCUCGUCGCUAGCUGCCCCGCUCCUCGCCGCUCGCCAGUCAAACCCAAAGACCCUCGACAGCUGCUUGCAGAACGCAGGGCUCUCGCCUGUCACCACCUCGUCGACCAACUGGGACCGCGACUCGGCCGCCUACAACCAACGCCUCGAGCCCACCCCAACCGCGAUCCUCUACCCGCUCUCGCAAGACGAGAUCUCCUCCGCCCUUUCCUGCGCCGCCCAAUCCGGUUUCUCCGUCUCUGCCCGUGGAGGAGGUCACUCCUACGCUUCCUACAGUCUCGGCGGGACCGACGGGGCGCUCGUCAUUGACCUCGGUAACCUGGUCGACAUCUCGGUUGAUUCGAACGGCGUCGCGGCGAUUGGAGGCGGCAGCAGGUUGGGAGAUAUCUAUCUGGCGCUCGACAAAGAGGGGUGGGCGGUUGCGGCGGGCGUGUGUAACGGGGUUGGGAUCGGUGGACAUGCUGGAUUUGGAGGAUUCGGCUACCCGAGUCGCAUGUGGGGACUGCUGAGCGACCAGGUCGUCGGCUACGACGUCGUCCUCGCCAAUGGCACGGCCUUGACGAACCUCACCCGCGACCAGAACCCGGACCUCUUCUGGGCUCUGAACGGCGCCGCGCCCAACUACGGCAUCGUGACCAAGUACUACGUUCAAGCGCACCACAAGCCCGCCACGGCCGUCGUCUUCUCGUACACCUACAACUCGCCUUCGACCGUCAAUGCCGCGACGGCUUUCGAAUCGUUCGCCUCGUUCGGCAACACUUCGGCGCCCGCGAACCUCGGUAUCACGGCGACUAUCGGUUCGGGCAGCAUCGAGAUCUCGGGCGUGUGGUACGGCCCUCGCGCAGAGUUUGACGGCGUCAUCCAGCCUUUGCUCGACGAGCUGCUGCCUCCCGACUCGUCCGACGUCGAAGCGAUGAGCUGGAUCGACAGCGCCACGAAGCUGGCUGGAGUCGACGACCUCGCUACGAACGGCAAGAUGCUCCAGUCGCGCGACUCGUUCUACGCCAAAUCGAUCAUGACACCCUCGACUAUCCCCGUUUCCGUCGACGUCCUCGAAUCCUUCUUUGACUACCUCUGGCACUCGGGCAAGGGCGGCGACACCAACUGGUUCGUCGAAGUCAACACGUAUGGAGGCGCAAACUCGGCUAUAAACAACGUUUCCCUUGCCGACUCGUCGUUCGGUUUCCGCGACAAGCACCUCACGUUCCAGCUUUAUGCGUCGUCGUCGACUUAUGGCAACCCGUACCCCGACGAUGGAGUCUCGUUCGUCCAGGGAAUGUAUGACACGGUUGUCGAUGGCAUGACUGCGAAGGGCUGGUCGAACAACUCGUCUUCGCCCGACGGCUACGCGGGAUACGUCAAUUACGUCGACCCGCAGCUCACGUUCGACCAGGUCAAGAACCUCUACUGGGGGUCGCAGUACAACAAGCUCUCGGCUCUCAAGGCGCAGUACGACCCUCAGCAGCUGCUCAACCGUCCUCAAGGCAUUCAGCCCAGCUCGAGCUAG
Rhodotorula toruloides NP11 is the source of this 1557-nucleotide messenger RNA. Its product is annotated as glucooligosaccharide oxidase. The transcript is spliced from 5 exons. Gene Ontology annotation, molecular function: oxidoreductase activity; FAD binding. The record is from RefSeq and is a predicted model, not a curated record. Lineage: Eukaryota; Fungi; Basidiomycota; Microbotryomycetes; Sporidiobolales; Sporidiobolaceae. Bases 1 to 1557 code for a protein of 518 amino acids.